CAGUAGUGCAGUAAUAAAGAACAGGCCUAUGGUGUCUCGCGUUGCACCGGUGAUGUCGCACCCGGGAUCUUAUCAGGACCUCGUAAUAUCAAUCGGGCUCGUAUGCACCGCUGGGAAAACUGCCUUCGUUUCCCCAGUUUUUAAUGUCGUCAUGGUCCCGUGGAGGGUUUAAUUUCACGUGGCGCGGUACAUUGGAAGUUCACCUACGUUUAGGUUAGCCGGGUCUCUUCUUCGGCUCGACGGGACACCGGUGGAGAAAUUCUGACGAGAUGUACCUUAACGUUUGCCGGCUGUUGACGCGCACCUGCGCGAGGCAAAUACACACCAGCGUGUCGCGAAAUCUAAUGAAGGACCACUCGGACAGCGCGUUUCGAAAGAAAUUGCGCUCCUCUGCCUUUUACUGGGCCGGAGUCGGGGUUCUGGUAGUUGGACUAAGUUAUUCCGCAGUGCCACUGUACAGAAUGUUCUGCCAGUCGUAUAGUUACGGCGGAACGGUAUCGGCUGGUCACGACGCCAGUAAAGUGAUCACAAUGUCGCCCAUUAAAUUCAGGAAGAUUCGAAUUAAGUUCAAUGCAGAUGUGGCGGCAUCGAUGCAAUGGAAUUUCAAGCCGCAGCAAAGGGAGAUCAUGGUUGUUCCCGGGGAGACGGCCUUGGCGUUUUAUACAGCCACGAAUCCGACCGAUCACCAGGUCAUAGGGAUAUCCACAUAUAACGUUUUACCUUUCGAAGUUGGGCAAUACUUCAAUAAAAUACAGUGCUUCUGUUUCGAGGAACAGAUGCUCAACCCACGUGAGCAAGUUGACAUGCCAGUGUUCUUCUACAUUGAUCCCGAAUUCGCGGACGAUCCAAAAAUGGAGUUUGUUGACGAAAUAGUCCUCUCUUAUACAUUUUUCGAGGCCAAGCCAGGAUUUAAUCUGCCUGUACCGAGUUACGCCAGAAGUCACUCGGCGAAGUAACGCGUAAUUAUUCCUAGUAGUUAUUACAAUUGUACAAACGAAUAAAUCUUUAAUGUAUAUAUAU
This is a messenger RNA of Vollenhovia emeryi, 1020 nucleotides long. RefSeq names its product cytochrome c oxidase assembly protein COX11, mitochondrial (gene Cox11). The record is from RefSeq and is a predicted model, not a curated record. Bases 270 to 956 code for a protein of 228 amino acids. Gene Ontology annotation, molecular function: copper ion binding. NCBI's taxonomy places the organism in Eukaryota, Metazoa, Arthropoda, Insecta, Hymenoptera, Formicidae. Gene Ontology annotation, cellular component: mitochondrial inner membrane. The transcript has 3 exons.